ACGGUGAACUCCUCCAUAGUAUCCUGCAGUCAGCGACACACAAACUCGGCGUUUAUUAUUAUUAUUAUUAUUUCCCCAUCCCCCCCUCCUUUCUCCUCUCUUCCAACUUUACACAGAGGGCCGGCGAUUAUACUCACAGCAAAGGUCGGAAUUUUUUUGAAAUAUGACGCUGGGUAAAAUGGGAGGAAAGUCGUCGCUAGCUUGCUGAAGUUGGCGGAUCUCCUUGUGGAAGAGGCGGCGGCGGCGGCGGACACCACCAGUUCACUCUCACAUUUUACUCAAAAAAAAAAAAAAGGAGUGAGCCGAGCCUUCCAGCAGAUCCUCUUGUUUCUUUGGGCUAAAAUGAGUAUUACCAGUGACGAAGUGAACUUCUUGGUCUACAGAUACCUCCAAGAAUCAGGUUUCUCUCACUCAGCAUUCACCUUUGGCAUUGAAAGCCACAUCAGCCAAUCCAACAUUAAUGGAACACUAGUGCCCCCUGCAGCCCUCAUCUCCAUCCUGCAGAAAGGGCUCCAGUAUGUGGAGGCAGAAAUUAGCAUCAAUGAGGACGGAACGGUCUUCGACGGCCGGCCGAUCGAGUCACUAUCGCUCAUCGACGCCGUGAUGCCAGAUGUGGUGCAGACGCGGCAGCAGGCCUUCCGCGACAAGUUGGCCCAGCAGCAGGCUGCGUGCACAAUGGCGGCUUCCACCUCUGGCAACCAGUCCAACCCGCCAAAGAACGGUGACGCCACUGUCAACGGGGAGGAGAACGGCACCCACAACAUGAAUAACCAUUGUGAGUCCAUGGAGGUGGAUGUCGAUGUGGAGAUACCCGCCAGCAAAGCCACAGUGCUGCGAGGUCACGAGUCGGAAGUGUUCAUCUGUGCAUGGAACCCUGUCAGUGAUCUACUUGCCUCAGGUUCGGGGGACUCCACGGCCAGGAUCUGGAACCUCAACGAGAACAGCAACUCCAACUCCACCCAGCUGGUGCUGCGUCACUGUAUCCGAGAAGGUGGACAGGACGUCCCCAGCAACAAAGACGUCACCUCACUAGACUGGAAUAGCGACGGCACGCUCCUGGCAACAGGAUCGUACGACGGCUUCGCCAGGAUAUGGACAAAAGACGGAAAUCUGGCGAGUACCUUGGGACAGCACAAGGGGCCCAUAUUUGCACUCAAGUGGAACAAGAAGGGGAACUCCAUUCUCAGUGCUGGCGUAGAUAAGACGACAAUCAUUUGGGAUGCACACACAGGAGAAGCCAAGCAGCAGUUCCCCUUCCACUCAGCUCCAGCUCUGGAUGUCGACUGGCAGAACAACACCACCUUUGCCUCCUGCAGCACAGACAUGUGCAUCCACGUAUGUCGCCUCGGAAGCGACCGGCCACUCAAGACUUUCCAGGGUCACACGAAUGAAGUUAAUGCUAUUAAGUGGGAUCCGUCGGGAAUGCUACUGGCCUCCUGCUCAGACGACAUGACCUUAAAGAUCUGGAGUAUGAAGCAGGAAUUGUGCGUCCAUGACCUCCAGGCUCACAGUAAAGAGAUCUACACUAUCAAGUGGAGCCCGACUGGGCCAGGCACAAGCAAUCCUAACUCCAACAUCAUGCUCGCUAGCGCGUCGUUUGACUCGACCGUGCGGCUGUGGGACGUAGAGCGAGGAGUGUGCAUCCACACACUGACCAAGCACCAAGAGCCCGUCUACAGCGUGGCCUUUAGCCCGGACGGCAAGCACCUCGCCAGCGGUUCCUUUGACAAGUGUGUUCACAUUUGGAACACCACGACCGGGGCCUUGGUGCACAGCUACAGGGGAACGGGUGGAAUAUUUGAAGUGUGCUGGAAUAGCACAGGUGAUAAAGUCGGGGCCAGUGCAUCAGACGGCUCGGUGUGUGUUCUCGACCUCCGAAAAUAGCGGACGUUGGAUGUUGAAUCCUGGAAUGUGCAGCAAACUGCCUUGCUUAGACAUCAGCAAACACUCUCCUCGCUCCCAGGAGGGGGCGUGGCAGGUAGGAGGGAGCGUGGCAGGCAGGGCGGAGUCUAACAUCGAAAAAAAACCCGUACCACCAUGAGAUGAGGGGGGAGGUGGCGCGCCUUACAGCGGACAGACGUAAGGCAUCCACAAAACUGGACUCUCCCAACUUUUAAGAGUUUUUACGAGCUUUCAAGUAAGGAAGCGCUGCGUUAUCCCCCCCCCCCCCCCCUCCCUCCUCCCCCGCGGCCUUCUGCGGUCCAUUCACUCGGGAGGACGGAUGAGUUAGCGGAAGCCAAAAGGCAACAAAUGUGAGGACUUGUUUAGACCCCGCCCACCUCCCCGCUACUCCAUGGAAGGUGGCGGUACUUUUUAACACGAGAGUCCACCAAAAAAAACUUUCAAUCCGGCCCAGUUCUCUCCCCAAUUGGAAAAAGUGUGGUUUACAGAUAAUUUUUUUUUUUUGCCCUUUUUUUUUGGAUGUAAAUGUAAAGAAUGUAAAGAUAUGUAAAUUAGAUUAAUACACAGACUUAUAUACUGUGUAUAUAUGUUUAUAUACAGUACACAUUAUUGACGUCACAUUAGGGGCUCACUAAUGGCGUCUUUGCUGACGAAGCCUCCUUUUUAAAAAACAAAUAAAUAAAUAAAUACAAAAAAAAUACAUGUUUUUUCCAGCCAAGACACAAACGUAUCAGUCGCACACCCGCUUUUUUUUUCUUUUUAAAUUCCUGUUGUCUGAGUGGAACGGGUUUUAACACAAACGACUAUGGCGGUCUAGCAUUCUUUCCCCUCGCUGGUCAUUCGGUUCAACAAUGCAGAUGGCGUCUGACGCUGCCAUCUUUGUUGUCAAACACUUUUUAUUUCCAGUCAACAUGAAGCGCUCGCUUUUUUUUCUUCGUCACAGCGGCUUCAGCAGAAAACUCACAUUUUGCUGGAAGUGAAGGGCCAACAUUUUUGACUUUUUUUUUAUUUUUUAUUUUUUUUACGUACACGUCACAGUUGGAUGUCAAUGGGUGCUUCAUCGUUCUUCUGACUUUUUCAGAGCCAUUAUUGUCUGUGUCAGACUGAGAAUUGGGCUGUGGGUUUGGUGGCCAUUGUGGAUGAAACGCUGUGACAGCUACUUAUUACUAUCUCUCACACACCCUGGUCUAGGGUGUGGUCACCUGUUUCAACAUAAAACAAGUCAUUCAGUGUCGCAAAUAAAUAAAUCACUCUAUUUUGAUAUCAGAA
This is a messenger RNA of Nerophis lumbriciformis (worm pipefish), 3171 nucleotides long. NCBI's taxonomy places the organism in Eukaryota, Metazoa, Chordata, Actinopteri, Syngnathiformes, Syngnathidae. The record is from RefSeq and is a predicted model, not a curated record.